Messenger RNA from Gigantopelta aegis, 1769 nucleotides. Its product is annotated as disintegrin and metalloproteinase domain-containing protein 10-like. Gene Ontology annotation, cellular component: plasma membrane. The record is from RefSeq and is a predicted model, not a curated record. The transcript has a single exon. Lineage: Eukaryota; Metazoa; Mollusca; Gastropoda; Neomphalida; Peltospiridae. The coding region runs from base 1 to 1728 and encodes 575 amino acids. Gene Ontology annotation, molecular function: metalloendopeptidase activity. Gene Ontology annotation, biological process: membrane protein ectodomain proteolysis; Notch signaling pathway.
AUGGUUAGUGUUACUAAGGCAGAUACCAUUUUUCGCAGCACAGACUUCGAUGGUGACGGAUAUGGUGAUAAUAUUGGAUUUGUUGUUGGAAAUAUUACAAUUUACAGAGAUACAGAUGCGCCUGGCUAUAAAUUUCAGGAUGAAAUUUUAGAUGCAGAAAAAUAUCUUAGUAUUUUAUCUGAAUAUGAUUUCAGUUCCUAUUGUCUAGGCGUGGCUUUCACUUACAGAGACUUUAAUGAUGGAAUUGUUGGAUUAGCUUGGAGGGCAUAUUCAAGCUUGUUCGGAAAUGAUGGGGGAAUUUGCCAGGUGAGAACAGGUAGUACAAGUUUCAAUACAUUGUUAGUCAGUCAGCUAAACCAAGGUACGUUCUUUCCCGGCUACAAGGCCGCAUUCGCACUAACGCAUGAAUUUGGUCACAGUUUUGGCUCUAUCCAUGACGGUUUAAAGGAUCCAGUCUGUUCUCCAAACAAUGAAAAUGGGAACUUCAUUAUGUAUUAUUCUGUAGUUUCUGGAGUAAAACCAAAUAAUGAAAAAUUUUCCCCAUGCAGUAUUGAAAAUAUAUAUCCCAUUAUUGUAAAGAAGGGGGCCCGUUGUUUAAAAACGGACAUAGGGCCGGUCUGUGGCAAUGCUAUUAUCGAAGAUGGCGAGGAAUGUGACUGUGGAACAUCUGGAACAUGUCGUUACGUUGAUCCUUGUUGUAUACCAAGUGAUGUUAAUAACAGUGUAGACGUACCUUGUACUUUUGGCCACAACAAAACCAAAACGUGUUCACCAAAACAAUCCCCAUGUUGUUCGGAAGACUGUGUACCAAUAAGUUCGAGCAGAAGACAAAUUUGUAGACCAAAAACUGAUUGCUCAAGUGAAUCUUAUUGUGAUGGAGUCAGUCCAUCGUGUCCUACUUCUGUUAAUUUUGCAGAUGGGAAAAUUUGUAAUCGUGGAAGAAAAAUAUGUGAAUCAGGGAAGUGUUUGACGAGUAUUUGUGAAUGGUUAAAACUGAAAGACUGUCAGUGUGCUAGUAAACCAUUAUAUUGUCAUGUUUGCUGUAAGGAGUACAAUGGAAAUGAAUGUGCUGCAGUCGGUUCAUUUGCAAUUGCACCUAAAUACUCUAGAAAUUUAAGAACUGAAACGGGACAUCGAUGUAAUGGUAGUAAAGGUUACUGUGAUGAAAAACACGUAUGUAUUACGGGACAUAGCGACGAUGUUCUUAGCAUAUUCAACACAUUUUUAAGUAGUACUUUCCGUCAAGAUAUUGAGAGUUGGUUAGAAAAUUAUUGGUUGUAUGUAGUUGGAGGAUUGAUUAUUAUUUUGAUCAUCGUAGUGGUCUUUGUUAUUACUUACAAAAGGCACGAAGAUAGGCACGUAGAAGCGCUGAGAGUGGCAAAGUUAACUACUGUUCUGACAGAAACAUUGCACCAAAAAAAGACGUAUUUGAAAAAACGUGUAUAUUUGCAAGAUACAUUUGAACGUAGAAUUCGACAAAUAAUGCUUGGAAAAAGAAUAGAUUUCACAGAAGCUGUUGGACGUCUUUCCUUACUUUUUCCGACAGCACCCAUGCCAUUACUGUCGGAAACUGCAAAAUGUAGUGCAAACGAAGAAGCCGCAGUGCGAAUACUAUUAAUCAGAGGGUUUUGCAUGCGAGGAUUUUGUGUCUCAUUUCCUCGUAAACCAAACCACUGUUUUUUUUACAAACGGAAGCGAAUGGAACACUAUAAUAUUUUUAAUAUUUAAAUGUAUUAUUAGGCCAUAACAAAAUAAAUGUUAGAUUUUCA